GUAAAAAUGGGUAUUGACCUUUACUACACACCGGGAAGUUCACCGUGUCGAGCAGUACGUUUGGUAGCUGCGGCUUUGGGAGUUGAUCUUAAUCUUAAACUUAUGAAUCUGAUGGCCGGUGAACACCUCAAACCAGAAUUCAUUAAGGCAAGUCAGCUAAAUCCUCAGCACAGUGUUCCAACUUUAGUUGACAAUGGCUUCAGUCUCUGGGAAAGUAGCCGUGCGAUAAUGGGCUAUCUGGUUAAUCAAUACGGAAAAAAUGAUUAUUUGUAUCCAAAAGACCCCAAGGUACGAGCUAUUGUUGAUCAAAGACUCUACUAUGAUAUGGGAACAAUGUAUCCAGCAUUUUCCGAUUAUUAUUAUCCAAUCUUAUUUGCCGGUGCACCGGAAGAUAAAUCAAAGUAUGAAAAGAUAGCACCAGCCUUUGAUUUUCUGGAUAAAUUCUUAGAAGGCCAGAGCUAUGUUGCAGGAGACCGUUUGACUAUCGCUGACCUCGCUUUAAUCUGCACAGUAUCAAACUUUGAGUUGAUUAAAUACGACAUAAGUAAAUAUAAGAAUGUCACAAGGUGGGUUGAAAAGAUUAAAUCAGAAGCAGUCAAGUAUGAAGAAGUGAAUGGCGAAGGUCUCAAAGCUUUCCA
Cotesia congregata is the source of this 638-nucleotide messenger RNA. The record is from the annotation of a GenBank genome assembly. Lineage: Eukaryota; Metazoa; Arthropoda; Insecta; Hymenoptera; Braconidae.